Molecule: messenger RNA, 4680 nt
Organism: Knipowitschia caucasica
Lineage: Eukaryota; Metazoa; Chordata; Actinopteri; Gobiiformes; Gobiidae
Source: the annotation of a GenBank genome assembly
AUGUUUGAGAAAAGAGGAAGUGUGCAGUUUUGUGGCUCUGCGUUCAAACUGGAGACACAGCGAUCAAACAUUAUCUCUAAUCUACCUAUCAUCAACCAUCUACAAAACAGAUCUGAGUAUAAACCCUGCAUCCAGCCUCCUGUGUCGCCCUGUGGACAGUUUGGAGCCAAGGCCCAGAACAGCUCGCCCUUCUCCUCUCCUGAGUGCGUGGCUGAAGAUGUUUUCUUUGAGUCCACCUUUGAGGACCAGGAUCGAUGUUCGGUGGUGAGUGACUAUGACUGCCUGACGGAGGAGGAAUCCUGCAGUGAUCUCAACUCUUCUCUCAGUGACUGUCAGUACUUUCGAGACUUGGAAGGAGAAAUACUGUCUUUAUCCACUAGUGCUCCAAUCCCGGGCCACGCUAUUCCCUCGGCCUCGUCCUGUAACAGCCACAGCUCAAGCUUCGUCCCUCCGCUUCAGUCCAGGCCACUUCCAGUACGCAACAUAGACAAUAUAGACAUCACAGACAUGGCUGCCUCGUCUGGGCCCAGAGUUGGUUUAUCCAUUGGUCUAAAUGGACUGCUAGAAUCCAUGGAGUCAUCAGGUCAAGAAAAAGAAUUUGAAGAUAUGGAUAUUGUGGACACGGACCUGGAUAGCUUCCCCACUUUGGUCCGAUCUAUGUCCACGUCUCGAAGGCACAGCUGGGGUACUCCUGUGUCCCCAAUUAACCUGGGAAGAAGACUCAGCUUGGACACAGCUGCAGUGGACAGUGAUGGUGAAGAGGACAGACUCAACAGCAGCUUUUUGUCCCAUAAAGAGCCGGCCGGUCCUGAGCAGGACGUAACAGACGGACCUGGGGUGAAGAUCUCGAGAGAAAAGACGGCCGGUGCAGACAGACAUCAUAGGAGCUCUGAGCUUCUGUCCACAGAUGAAUGUUUUCGAGCUGCACACAUCUCUCGUGUGGUACAGACGUCCAAACAGGCCGCCGGAGUUGCAGGAGAGCCCAUGGAAAACCUGCAUUCACGUGAAGGACAGAGCCAUAUGCUGUUGGUACAGAAAGUCCUGCAGGAGCUGAAGUUGUACCAUGGUGCAAAGAAGAAGAUCAGCAACUCCAAUGAUUCAGGAAAUGUCACCUGGUAUGAAUUCCUCUCAAAAGAGAAUGAAGAAGAGGAAGACCAUGGGGAAAAGGUGGAGAAAGGUACCAGGGUGAAGAGGAAGCUCAGCUCUCUCAGGAGCAGAGUGACUGGUUCCUUCAAUAAAGAUAAGGGUAAGACUCGAGAGAAAGAGCAGCAAAGAGAGAGGGUGAAGGAGGUGAAGGAGGUGAAGGAUCAACAACACAGAGGCCGUGUGAUCAGCAGUAACGGCCAUGACUUUGUACCAGGGUCUUUCUCCAGCUGUGCCACCUGCUCACUGUGCAGCAAAGGCCUGCAGAAGAAGCAUGGGCUUCAGUGCAUGAAUUGUGCUGUCAACGUGCACAAGAGCUGCAAGAGCUUGCUUACUGAAUGCACCAGUCAUAAGAGAGACUCUUCGUCAAGGUCAGGCCCAUCAGUGUCCUCCUACUUGGUUAAAGACAGAGAGGCAGCAUCCUCCCAGGCCCUGGAUGGCCACACAAGUUGUCCCAGUGGUCCAGGCAUGACCAUUCUUUCACGGGGAGGUCACACUCAACCAGCUGCUGCCCAAAGCACCAGCUCGAGCGCAGCCUCUGCCCCUGCAAUGGCCAGCCUUCGUCACCACAGCAGCUCAGGAUCCCUCCCUGGGGAGAUGGACGAAACAGACAGUCUACGAUCCAAACGUUGCAAUGAAGAUGUCAUAUCUCUUGCUCCCUCAACAGUGGAGUCAAUUAAUGUAGAGGAUGUUCACUAUGCUGCUGUGCGGGCUGAUCUUGAGUCUGAUGCACAAGAUCUGGAGGCAGAAUCCUGGAGUUCGGCUGUUGACCCACAGUUUGUGAAAAAACAUUCCAAAGGCCUUGUAAAGAGACAGGAUGUUAUAUACGAGCUGAUGCAGACAGAGAUGCACCAUGUGAGGAACCUGAAGAUCAUGUUGCAAGUUUAUGUUCAUGAGCUGAAGGAGAGUCUUCAGAUGGACUCCAGCAGAAUAGACUGUCUGUUCCCUCGUCUGGAAAACCUGCUGGAGCUGCACACACACUUUUUGUCCCGACUCAAAGAACGGCAAAGAGAAAACCUUCAUCCUCCCAACACCAGGAACUUCAUUGUACACAGAGUAGCUGACAUUCUAAUCGCACAGUUCUCAGGUGAAGUUGGAGAAAAGAUGAAGGAGAGCUAUGGAGAUUUUUGCAGUCACCAUUGUGAGGCCGUCGCCUACUAUAAAGAGCAGCUACAAAACAACAAAAAGUUUCAUGCCACCCUUCGGAAAAUCAACAACUUGUCUAUUGUGCGGAGGCUAGGUGUGCCAGAGUGUAUUUUGCUGGUGACACAGCGCAUCACUAAAUACCCUGUGUUGGUAGAACGAAUACUUCACAACACUGAAGCUGGUACACAGGAGUUUGAAGAGUUAACUCAUGCGCUGGCUCUGAUUAAACAAAAAAUUGUUCAAGUGGAUGCAUUAGUCAACCUUUAUGAGAAAACGACACGCCUCAGAGAUAUUUACAGCAAAAUGGAGCCAAAGUCACAAGGGAAAAUCAAAGAUGGUCGAGUGUUUCGCCGGGAAGACCUCGCUCAGGGGCGACGGCGGCUUCUGCACGAAGGCACAGUCAACUGGAAGGCCGCCUCUGGCAGACUCAAAGAUAUUCUUGCAGUCCUCCUGUCCGAUGUGUUGAUCUUGAUUCAAGAAAAAGACCAGAGAUAUGUUUUUGCCACUGUGGAUAACAAGCCAUCAGUGAUCUCUCUUCAGAAGCUGAUUGUUCGAGAAGUGGCUCAUGAGGAAAAAGCUAUGUUCCUUAUCUGUGCUUCAUCCAAUGAACCAGAAAUGUAUGAGAUCCACACCUCCUCAAAGGAGGAACGCAACACAUGGAUGACUCACAUUCGGCAAGCUGUAGAAAGCUGUCCUCAAACAGAAGAGAGAUUGUUUAGUGAGGAGGAGGAAGCACGUGCAUCAAGACUCAGAGAAUUUCAAGAGCGUCUAAGCCAGAAGGAUGCAGUGAUUAUGCAGGCUCUCAGUGAGAAGUUGCAGCUGUUCGCAGAUGUAGCCGAGUCUGUGGCUGGAGUGGAGGACACAGCCUCUCGCUCCAGACUGCUGCUACGUGGUGAUGCCACAGACCUCCAGCAGGGGGAGGCACUUCUCAAAGGAGCCAUCACUGAAGUGGAGAACUUGCAGAACCUUUUACAGUCUGGAGUGAAGGAAGAACCACUGGAGGAGGUCUCUGGGGCUCUACUCAGGAGAGCAGGAACCUUUGGGGGUUAUGACAGUACAGCCCUCCUUAAUAACAAUUGCAAUGUCAAGACUUCUUCUGAGAGUAAAAACAGAGAUAGGAGCCAGCGAGCCAGCUCUGAUCCACAGCUGAAAGACCUGUGUGGCAACGUUACGCAUGAAGAAACGGUUGAUGAAAGUUGUUGCUCACCUCUGCGAUGGAACAGGAUCUGGAUGGAAUCUUUCCCUGAGGCUGAGUUUUUUGACAGAGUCCUCAUGCUUUCUCAGAGGCUUUACAGUCUGCAGGCUAUCAUUUCUCAUCAGGACAGUCAAAUCGAAUUGCAACGAGCCUCAUUGAUUGACCGUGCCUCUCUUCCAAGCCGAUAUCGUGGUAACUGUCUUCAGGAGCAAGAGAAGCAGAGAACCUUAGCUCUCCAAAGAGAAGAACUGGCCAAUUUUCACAAACUUCAAGCACAGCAUCGCCAGGAACAGCAGCGCUGGGAAAGGGAACGAGCAAAGCACCAUCAACAGGUGGAAGCCACAGAGGCCAAACUGCAGCAGAGAGAGGAGGAGUGCAAACGGUUGGAGGAACAACUCGCAGAAGAACGGCAAGAACUAGAGCAACAGCGUGAGAAGUAUCAGGAGGAUUUGGAAAGACUGAGAGAGUCGACCCGAGCUGUGGAGAAAGAGAAGGAACGCUUGGAACAUCAGAAAAAAUGCAAGAGGAAAACCAUAGAGGUCAUGACCAAUGUGGUCCCAGUGUCAGGCAGUCUGAACGGCGUGCCCAUUCCCUCCGGCCUUUCCGAGCUGAAGGGCCUGAGGAGCAGUGUGUCCGUGGCUCCGGCCGAUUUCCCCGAGCGCCCCGAGGUGACCCUGCGCAGGGAGGUGAGCAGCUGCACCUUGAAGACGGAGGUUCCUCUGCACCUGCUCAGCACCACCAACCAGCACAAGUCCGUGAACGUGUCUCAGCAGAUCCCCACCAAGCUGGCUGCGCUCAGCAGUGUGAAGGCCAGCAAGCCCAAGAGCGGGAAGGCCUCCCAUAGGUCUGACAGCACAGCGUCCAUGGACAUGAAGCAGAUGCUACCUCUGAAGCUGUCCGCUCGAGAGGACAGUUCCCUGAAGGCCAAGCGCUCCAUCAGCCCCCAUCAGCCCCUGUCCGUGUCCUCGUCCCCCCUUCCCCUCGCAGAUCCCCUGAGCCCACCGGACAGUGCAGGGCCUGACUGCACCACGUCCCUCCUCACCUCUCCUCCAGCAGUCACCCACAAACCCCCCUCUACGCAGCCCCCACUCUCCGUGCACUCCUUGGGCUCGGGCUCCUUCCUCUUCCAGCACCAGCCUCCGCCUCCGUACCAAGGGACCAGCGAGGACACCAAGGAGGACGUCAUCUUCUUCUAA